AUGAGCAAGACAUUAGAUACAACAUCUCUGUCAGAGACCUUCAUACAGUUCCAGUUAGUUAAAAGGGAAGAGAUUCAAGAUUUUGAGGAAGAAAUAUGCCAACUAGAAGAUAAGAAGAAAAAACUGAUAAAGCUGCAGGAGCAGCUAAGAGAGGAGCAUAGAGGCCAUGUGCGUGAACUGCAGAAAAAGAUGAAGGAGCAGGAGAGGAACCUGGAGCAAAGGCAGCGAGAAGAUGAAGAGCAGGUGGAGGGCACGGCCCGGGAGAAUCUGGAGCUAAAACACAAGCAAGAGAAAGAGCUAGAAGAACUACGCUGUAAGCUUGCAAGGCUGCAGGUGCAAGUGAAGGAACUGCAGGAGGAACAGCAGGUAUGGCUUCAGUACAAGAAUGAAGGCAGCAUUAAAGACCAGCAAAAGAUACAGAAACUGGAAAAAGAUAUUGCCCUAACACAAAGGACUUUUCAGGAGAUAUCAGAAUAUUUUCAGAGAUCUCUGGUUGCGGCUAUCAAUGAAACGGAGCAAAAAGUAGCACAGAGUUUAAAGGAUGGAAUUCAGCUCGCCUUUGAGAGAGCAAAUGAAAACCUUGAUAACAUGAGUAAACUAGAGAUCAAAGAAAUGCAUUGGCUGAAAAAACAGGUUCCCCUAUAUAACGAGAAGGUCGCAGUGUUGGAAUCCACUGUCCAUAAGUUAGAAGAGGAGAUCUUGGAUCUCGUUUCCCUCAGCCCAGGCAAUGAGUUUCUUGCGCAAUCUGCUAGCCUUGGGUCCCAUGAUACCCACAAUAUGGACAGGAACAUAAUGAAAAUAAGCCCUGAGGAAACAUCAGAUCUGCUCGACAGACCCCGGUAUCCCCUCCAGCCAUUAACAGAAGUCGAAGGGGCUCAACAGAAAAGCAAUGUGACCGCCUCUGGUAGCACAACAACUUCCACCCCACCUGACUAUAGCGAAAUGUUCAGCGGUCAGACUGAUUUCACGGGGCCGACGCAUCUGGGCUCGCUGGAGCAGAAGCUGCUGUGGGUGAUAGGUAAAGCAUACCCCCUGCACCCACAACCAAAUGACCAGGCGGAUAUGGGCGAGGAGAUGACCUUUGACCUGCUUCAAACUGAAAGGUGGCCGGUUACAACAGAGAUCAUCCAUAGAAAGUUUAAACGGUCAAGUUCACAGUCUGGAGAAGCUGAUGAAUCUGUAAACGACACCUGUGAAAUUCAGCAGUUGGAUAAAAAUUUAAUUACAAAUGGCGAAUAAUAUAUACACUCAAAAUAACAAUAAAUGAUACUGUAUGCAUAAUUCUGUAAACGACACCUGUGAAAUUCAGCAGCUGUUGGAUAAUAAUUAAAACAG
Molecule: messenger RNA, 1335 nt
Organism: Sinocyclocheilus anshuiensis
Lineage: Eukaryota; Metazoa; Chordata; Actinopteri; Cypriniformes; Cyprinidae
Gene: ccdc83
Product: coiled-coil domain containing 83
Exons: 9
Coding region: 1-1239 (412 amino acids)
Source: RefSeq, a predicted model, not a curated record